AUGACUACUAUCCAAGAGGUGGAGGUAUUUGACAUGUGGGGGAUUGACUUUAUGGGGCCAUUCGUCAGCUCAUAUGGUAACAAAUACAUACUGGUGGCAGUUGAAUAUGUCUCCAAAUGGGUUGAAUCUGUGGCUCUCCCAACCAAUGAUGCAAAGGGGGUGACAGGCUUUCUAAAGAAAAACAUCUUCACACGUUGUGGCAUCCCGAGAGUUUUAAUCAGUGAUGGUGGAACCCAUUUUUGCAAUAGAGCGUUCGUACGGUUGUUGGAAAAGUAUGGAGUUCGUCAUAAGGUGACCACCGCUUAUCACCCACAGUCAAGCGGGCAAGUUGAAGUGUCAAACCGAGAAAUCAAAAGUGUCCUAACCAAGACAGUGAAUGCGAUAAGGACUGAUUGGUUGAAUUUGGAUAUGGAGACCACAGGCACCAGUAGAGUCACUGAGUUACAUGAACUCGAGGAAUUCAGGUUCCAUGCAUUUGAGAAUGCAAGAUUGUACAAAGAAAGGAUGAAAAUGAUGCAUGAUAAGCAUAUUCUAGAUCGGAACUUCAAAUCAGGAGAUCUAGUGUUGCUAUACAACUCGAGACUAAGAUUGUUUCCGGGUAAAUUGAAGUCCCUAUGGUCAGGACCCUUCAGAGUGGUGCAAGUGUUCUCAAGUGGAGCUGUAGAAAUUGAAUCUGAAGAUGGAACAAAUAAGUUCACAGUGAAUGGGCAACGGUUGAAACAUUACCUUGGAAUGGUCACAGAAAAGGGGGACAGAGUGGUGAUAUCUUUGGAAGAGCCCCAAUAUAUGAGCGAAGAGUAA
Messenger RNA from Nicotiana attenuata, 801 nucleotides. RefSeq lists its product as uncharacterized. Lineage: Eukaryota; Viridiplantae; Streptophyta; Magnoliopsida; Solanales; Solanaceae. The record is from RefSeq and is a predicted model, not a curated record. Gene Ontology annotation, molecular function: nucleic acid binding. The transcript has 2 exons. Gene Ontology annotation, biological process: DNA integration. The coding region runs from base 1 to 801 and encodes 266 amino acids.